AUGGUCGCGAUCCACCCUCCUCAUCAUCACGGCGCCCCGACCGACGUGCUCGCUCGCUGUCCCGAUCUUCUCAUCGUCUCCAUCCUCGAGACACUCCCCAAGCAUGACCUCUGCAGCGUGUCGCGUCUUAACAAGCGCUAUCAUGCUCUCGCCGACGCUGUCCUAUACAACACAGUGCAAUGGCUCAAGCCAGAGCUGCACCUCAUCUUUAGUCAAUCACUCACUCGACGACCCCGUCGCGGUUCGGCGAUUGAGGAAGUCAAGCUAGCAUACCCAGCAUCAGAGCUGACACGCCUCAUUUCGAAUACUCAAGAACGCGGGACCAUGAACGGCGUAUCUCAAACAAUAGCCACAAUGUCGAAUCUGAAGACGCUCGACAUCGCUGUUCCGGUCGCGCUUCUACCCAGCAUAGGCAACCUAUUCAACGGCCCGUUCGAUCUCGCUUGCUUGCAGUCCUGUACCCUGUUCUACCAGGAUGAGGAUGAUCAAUACUGGGAUCUGCAUGAGAACCUCCAUAUAUUUACACACCCUACCCUCGAGACGCUCGUUAUUAAGAGGGCAAAGCUGGACGAUCGAGGAUUCGAGAUGCUCGAGCAACCGCACAACACGGCUUUGAAGACGCUGCAUUUGAUAGAAUGCGAUAUUAACGACGAUACCCUAUCCGACGUUUUAGCUUUUCCUGAAGCCUUGAAAGAGUUUGUUCUUACGCAAAGAGAAGAGCCCGAGCCCGAGCUUGAAGAGAGCUCAGCCAGCAUCCGCGACUAUAUAAUUGCUCUUCAAGAGCAGUGCCAUUCGUUAGAGACUAUCACGAUCGACUUCCCAAUGCUCGCCAGCAGUAGACCUUUGGCGCUUCGGGAGUACGCGUGCCUCAAGACAUUACGACUGAACUGGGACUAUCAGCUCUUUGGAAAAUCGACAAAGAAGCCACGGAUGGCCUCCGUCGGCCUACCACCCGAAUUAGAAACCUUAGAAUUCUUCAAUCCCUUGGGUACGGAUGAAGAAGUCACAGAUUUAUUGGCAAACGCGAUAUCAAGUCUGCAUAUCACGUGUAGAAAGAUGAAGGAGUUAAUUGUUCUUGUGGAAGAGACGGAAAUACCGAAAGAUGUGUUGGAGGCCAUCAAGUCACAACCACAGUUGCAUUUGAGUGUUAUAGGGGGUGAAGAAGAUAGAGAUGACCCUGAAUGA
Molecule: messenger RNA, 1185 nt
Organism: Fusarium coffeatum
Lineage: Eukaryota; Fungi; Ascomycota; Sordariomycetes; Hypocreales; Nectriaceae
Exons: 1
Coding region: 1-1185 (394 amino acids)
Molecular function (GO): protein binding
Source: RefSeq, a predicted model, not a curated record